Effrenium voratum is the source of this 5568-nucleotide messenger RNA. NCBI's taxonomy places the organism in Eukaryota, Dinophyceae, Suessiales, Symbiodiniaceae. The record is from the annotation of a GenBank genome assembly.
AUGGCCAUGCGCUUCACAUGGCCGCUGAGCUUGAGCUUGGCGCUGGCGGCGAACUUGCCGCAGGUGGAGGUGCAGGUGGAGAUCGAGGAUAUCGAGGUCGGCUUGGGCACCUCAUGUAGCUGCGCGCCAUCUGCGGACGCCAGCGACCAACAGCUCGACGACAUCCGAAAUUGGAACUGUGCGCGCAUCUACCAGGCGAAGGCCGACUACGCCAAGCUGGCGACGCAUUACGGGCAGUCGGUGGACGAGAGUUGGACGCAGCGGCUGGCGCAAGCGCAGAAGCUCUGCGGCCAGGCGCAGAAUGAGACCAAUCCUUUGACGGCCGCCAGCACUGCAUGCUGCGCCUGGGGCGAUGUCCUGAUGAGUCACCGAGAGUGCUGCAACGUGGCGGGCCCGCCCUACUGCGUCAGCAAUGCCAAGUCCAAGUUGGGCAGAUUUUCGGUGCUUCUGGCGACAUUUCUAGCAGCGGGGCUGGCGGCACUUUGCCCCAAGUGCUGCAAACAGUCCUAUUACGCCCCCAGCCUUCUCUUCACCGCUGCGGCGCCGCAGCGGGCGCCGCUUCUGCUGGGCGCGGCCGGCGAGGGCGACGAAGAGUGCGGGGACGGAGGUGGCAUGAGCUAUGACCCCCAGCUCUUCGAGGAGUUGAAGGCGAUGUGGGGAACCAAGGAUGCGCGUACUGAACGCAAGGGCUGCUCCAUGCGGAACUUGCCGGGGGCAGAUGACUGGGGGGUGCGGGCGGCCUUGGGCUUUGCGCGGCUGCAGCGGGCCUUUGACUUCCAACAGGAUUCCGUGAAGAACCAGUUCGAGCACCUCAUCACCCUGUGGCGGUCCCACUGCUCGGUGAACGCGGACCGCAUGAAGCAGGCAAACAUCGGCCUGGAAAGCAUGGAGGAGAAGCUGGUGCUGCAUGGACUGCAGGAGCUCUACGAGGACCUGCUCUGCGGGUUCCGCGCCUGGCGCCGGGAGUUCCGGAAGUUCCACAAGGAAACGCCGCACUUUCUAGACUCCGUGUCCACGCCCGUGGCCACACCUGUCCCGUCAGUCGAGGCCCAGGUGCGUUGGUGCAAGAUGGAGGAGAGCGACCAGCGUGUGCGCAGCGUCGCCGAGCGCUACGUGAAGUUGGAGGAAGUGGCCAUGUUCCUGCUGGUUUGGGGCGAAGCUGGCAACCUCCGCUUCAUGCCGGAGAUGCUGUACUUCAUCAUGCACCUCAUGCUGGAGGCCACGCCUCCCUGCGAGGUGAGAAAGGGUGUCAGCAACGUCUUCCUCGCGAAAAUCGUGCGACCCAUCUAUCAUGUGGUCUUCGAGGAGCACUACAAGGAGGUGAAGCUCGCAGGCACUGAGGCCACGCCGGAGCAGAGCCGCAAGGACGACAAGAAGCUGAAGGAUGGCUUCGACCGGUAUUUGCCGCCGGAUUGUCCAAACCACGACGACUGGAACGAGCUCUUCCAAGACAUGCCGCGGCUCCACGAGGCGCUGGAGGAUCUCUUGAGCCUCCCCAGCACCCAGCGCUACCAGGGCCUCAAGCAGGUGGAUUGGCAUGUGGCCCUCCAGGACACGAAGACCCACCGAGAGCUGCACUCCUUUUGGGGGGUCUUUGCGGCGACCCACCGGCUCUGGUUCCUGCACUUGCUGUUAUUCCUCCUCUCUAUGUUUUGGGUCUCGUCCCGAAACUUCAGCUCCGAUGCUUCAGGCUGGAAGGUGCUACUGGGGGGCAACUCGCCUUUGAUCUGCCUCUCCGCGGUGGGGCUCUUGGUGCCUCUGCACUUCUUCGCCUGGAAGUUGGGCCGCUGGUUCACCACGGGGCACGCCAAGCGCUCGCGCGUGAAGGGAUCUACCUGCUGCCUCCGGUGCCUCGCUGGUACCGGCCACGUUCUACUUCUCCUACUCCAAGCAAUGCUCAUGUGCAUCCCGGUGCUCAGCUUCCUGCUGGUCCGGUGGCUGGACGCCUUCGGCGAGCUCACCGAGGUGCACCCGAUGCUUAACCUGAACUCCGCCCUGUGGCUCCACGUCUUCGUUUGCUGCUUCGGGGCACUGCUCAUUCUGCUGCAACCCUUCGAGAACGGGGACGCCUUGCGUCACGGCACUGCGUCGCCCUGGAGCAUGAAGUUCAUGCGCUGGGGCUUCUGGCUCUCCGUGCUGGCGGUGAAGUUCGUGUCCGGGCUCGGGGGCAUCGCCGCCAUCGAGCGCGCCACCACGGAGCUCAAGAUCAGCCGCCCGGGCCGGGAGUCGCUGGAAGACUUACCACGCUUCGCCUUUGGACCCAACUGGGACAAGGACAUGAUCGAGUGGCUGGCUCUGUGGGGCACCGGAUUGAUUUGCUAUGUAGCCGACACCCAGUUCUGGUUCUGCCUGGGCUGCUCCGUCUUGGGCUUCGUCCUGGCGUUCCGGCACCGCGGCUGGCGCGCGCGCACGCUGGUCACAGAGGAUGCCUUGGCUGCCGUGCCCAUGCGCUACGCCGAGCGCGUGAUCCUCGCCGCGCCCCGCGGCCAGCAACACCGGCACAGGGCGCGCGCGGCCCAGGGCACCGUCCCGCCGCCCUCAGCAAAGAAGCAGUGGUACGAGAAGUGGUUCCCGGACUUGUGGGACCGCAUUAUUGACUUCAUGCGCUACGAGGACAAGCUGGACGACUUCAUCUUGGGGCAGCUGAAAUUUACGGUGGACGCCGGCUCCGAGCAAGUCGUCUCCUGGGAAGCGGUGCACAGGCCGCUGAAGCCGCGCACCAGCUUUAUGCCGCCGCCCGUCUUUGCCCACACCAGCUGCGGUCAGCGCUCCCUUGAGCGGGACCUAGGAGUCAUUCCGGAGGAGUAUUGGCCAAAGAACCCGGAGGUCAGAUGGCGGCUCAACGCCUUCGCGCGGAACCUCGCCUAUGAGCAGCUGCCCCGGCCUUUCCUGACGCCGUACAUGCCCGGCCUCACCGUGCUGAUCCCCCACUACGGCGAGCAGAUCUUGCUGACCAAGAAGGAUCUGAAGGGUGAGCGCGGGGGCGAGGAGGUGCCACUCAUCUCCUGGCUGGAGAAAAGAUACCACCGGGACUUCACCGCCUUCACCAGCCGGAUGAAGGCUUUGACCCUCACCCCCCGAUGGCCGGAUGCUGGCACCCGCUGGGACCAGUACUCGGACUCGAACUGGGAGUCGCUGUGCAAGUGGGCGUCCAUGCGGUCCCAGACUUUGUGGCGCACGGUGGAGGGCCUCAUGCUUUACCUGCCUGCCCUCGAGUGCUUCCAUCAGAUGGUGGAACACGAGAACAAGAAGUCCAAGUUGAUCUGGGAUCCGGCUGAGGUCUUCACCUGCAUGGUCUCCAUGCAGGCCUAUGCCUUCUUCAACGCGGACCAGUACAACCACACGGAGCAGUUGCUGCAGCGUUUCAAGAGGAGCUUCCAGAUUGCCUUCAUCGACCACGAGAGCAAAGGCGCGCAAGCCGAUGCUGAUGGCAUCCACAAGAAGCAGCAGCGCCGCUACUUCAGCUGCCUCAUCGACAGUAGCUGCCAGAAGUCUGGCCCCCGCCGGGAGCCGCGACUCAGGGUGGAAUUGCCAGGUUUCCCCGUCCUUGGGGAUGGCAAGGGGGACAACCAGAACCACGCGAUCAUUUUCACCCGCGGCUCCAUCAUCCAGGCCAUUGAUGCCAACCAGGGCGGGUACUUUGAGCAGAUGCUUCUGCUGCCCUGCGCGCUGGGCGAGUUCCGCCGCAAGGGCACCGGCGGCCUGAACCCCCGCAUCGUGGGCUUCGCCGAGCACAUCACCAGCGACAUCGGGUCCUUGGGUGACUUCGCCGCCGGCGCCGAGACGGCCUUCGGCACGGUGCUGCAGCGCAGCUACGCUUGGCUCGGAGCGCGCAUGCACUACGGCCACCCAGACAUGAUGAACAAGGAGUUCAUGAUCCAGCAGGGCGGUGUCUCGAAGGCCACCAAGACGGUGAACCUCUCGGAGGACAUCUUCGCCGGCAUGGAUUUCACCCUGAGGGGCAACGGGCGCAACAUCGUGCAUCGGGAGUACAUGCACGUCGCCAAGGGCCGAGAUCUUGGCUUCAACACGGUGCUGACCUUCUUCUCGAAGCUCUCCGCGGGCACCGGGGAGCAGCUGCUGACGCGGCAGAUGCUGCGCUUGGGCCACGAGCUGGACCUGCCCGAGUUCCUGACGUUCUACUACGCCCACGCGGGGUACUACCUCACCCAGUUCUUCCUGUCUAAAAGUAUCCCACUGCUGGUCUUUAUCUGGCUGCUGGUGGUGCUGGAUGACCCCGAGCAGAACUUCCCGGCCAUGGACCCAGAUGACAAAAGCGAGAGUGGCGCGGUCAUCGUCGCGCGCAUGCUCAUCACCCAGUACUCCUGGCUGUUGAUGCUCUUUAUCGUGGCUCAGACGGCGCCCCUCUUUCUGCAGGUGUGGCUGGAGAACAGCUCCGUGGCUGCGCUGCUGCGGGUGCUCAAGCAGAUGGUGACCCUGGCACCGCUGCACUUCGUCUUCCAGGCCAAGAUCAUUGGAGCCUACAUCACCAACGAGAUCACUCUGGGAGGUGCCAAGUAUCUGCCCACAGGGCGAGGGCUACCCACGGAGCGGCGGUCCUUCGUGAAGCGCAUAGACAAAGGCGGGGGCCUCUUCAACGACUACGCCGUGCUGGCGCUCUACGACGGCGCGCAGCUCCUGGUAGCGGCCUUGCUGGUGAUCCGGGCAGGGGGCCUGGCGGUGGAGCAGUCCCUCUACUGGUGGCUCUUGGCCUUGGGGCUCACCAUCUGCUCUUGGAUGCUGGCACCCUUCAUCUUCAACCCCUACCAGUUUGCCCAUAGCCACUUCAUGUCCGACGUCAAGGAGUGGCAGGAUUUCUUCUUCGCACAGCGAGGCGCCUACUGGCGCGCCUGGUACCUCGCCACCCGCCUCAAGGUGGGCUCCGGCCUCCGCGGCUCUGGCAUCGAGGUGUUGAAGCGGGCCUUCUUCAUCGGCUGCUGGUACACCAUCCUCAACCAGAAGGUUCACAUGCUCUCGGUGAUCUUCGAAGGCGGAGUGCGGUCCUUUAUGACCACCAUGAUCAGCGCCCUGCCGCCCAUCGGCCUGUCCAUCCUGGCGUGCCUGAUCCUGCCCCCGGUGCUGCGCGCCUCGGGGUGUCUGGGCCAUGGCGAGGAGCUCCAAUUGGGCUGGGCCGCCUUGGUGGUGGUCUUGCUGGACACAGCAGAGUGCCUGAUGUACCUCUGGAAGCUCGUUGCCUUGAGCUGGUGGAAAUCCUUCUGCGUGGGUCUGCUGCUGAAGUUCUCGCUGCUCUCCUUGUGCAUCGAGCUGGUGGAGUGCGCCUUCCGCCUCAAGGGAUCAGGAGGACCUCCCGACUGGCUGAAGUCCAGCAUCAAGAUGUGGCUGUACGGGCACCGCAUGGCGCAGGAUCUCCUCAUCUCCUCGCUGAUCUUUGCGGUACUGUGCCCAGGUGUGCUCUUCGACCGGUGCCGCACCUUUCUUUGCGGCUGCGAAGGCUGCGGGCUGCACAACAUCCUGAUCUACCGGGAUCCCGGAGGUGUCCACAAGACGCAGGCCGUGCGCAUCCACAUGCAGGAGGGCGAGGUCGUGGAAGGCGCCGGCGAGCUUUGA